UCUUCAAAAGGCUCAAGCCACGGUCACCGUCACUGUCGUCGUGCUAGGGUUUCUCCAUUUCCGUUCAUUUCUCUUAUUUUCCAGAUGGUUUCAAUCAAGGCCUGCACCUAGAGGUUAUAGUUUUGAAGAUUGGUGGUUUUAGAUAUUUUGAUCGACAUCCAUGGCAUGGUUUAGGGCUGGUUCUAGUGCAGCAAAAUAUGCUAUUAGGAGGACAUUGUCUCAGGGUGGAUCACAUGCAACAAGAACACGUGUACUUCCAUCACAGAACAGAUAUUUCCAUACCACAGUGUUUAAGUCAAAGGCACAGACUGCUCCUGUCCCUCGUCCUGUACCUCUUUCUAAGCUAACUGAUAGCUUCUUGGAUGGAACCAGUAGUGUCUACUUAGAGGAGCUUCAAAGGGCUUGGGAAGCUGACCCCAAUAGUGUUGAUGAAUCAUGGGAUAAUUUCUUUAGGAAUUUUGUGGGUCAGGCUGCCACAUCCCCUGGAAUAUCCGGCCAGACAAUUCAGGAGAGUAUGCGCUUGCUGUUGCUUGUGAGGGCUUACCAGGUAAAUGGGCACAUGAAAGCAAAGUUGGAUCCCUUAAAUUUGGAGGUGAGAGAAAUCCCGGAUGAUUUGGAUCCAGCCCUCUAUGGUUUCACUGAAGCAGAUCUUGAUAGAGAAUUCUUUUUAGGUGUGUGGAGGAUGUCUGGGUUUUUAUCUGAAAACCGACCAGUGCAAACUCUUAGGUCUAUAUUGGCUCGGCUUGAGCAGGCUUACUGUGGAAGCAUUGGGUUUGAAUACAUGCACAUUGCUGAUCGUAAUAAGUGUAACUGGUUAAGAGAGAAGAUUGAAACCCCAACACCAAUGCAGUAUAGUCGGCAGCGGCGAGAGGUCAUUCUUGAUAGGCUCAUAUGGAGCACACAGUUUGAAAAUUUCUUGGCCAAUAAGUGGACAGCAGCCAAGAGGUUUGGGCUUGAAGGCGGGGAGACUCUGAUUCCUGGCAUGAAAGAGAUGUUUGAUCGGUCUGCAGACCUUGGGGUCGAGAGCAUUGUUAUUGGAAUGUCUCACAGAGGAAGAUUGAACAUGCUGGGUAAUGUUGUUCGAAAGCCACUCCGUCAAAUAUUUAGUGAGUUCAGUGGUGGUACAAAGCCUGUGGAUGAAGUUGGGCUCUAUACAGGAACUGGUGAUGUCAAAUAUCACCUGGGAACUUCUUAUGAUCGACCUACUAGAGGUGGAAGGAGAAUUCACUUGUCUUUAGUUGCAAAUCCAAGUCACUUGGAAGCAGUGGACCCAGUUGUUGUUGGAAAAACCAGAGCAAAGCAGUACUACUCCAAUGAUGUGGAUAGGACCAAGAACAUGGGGGUCUUGAUUCAUGGGGAUGGUAGCUUUGCUGGACAGGGUGUAGUCUAUGAAACUCUUCAUCUCAGUGCACUUCCGAACUAUACAACUGGUGGGACCAUACAUAUUGUUGUCAACAACCAGGUGGCCUUCACCACUGACCCAAGGGCAGGAAGAUCUUCUCAGUAUUGUACUGAUGUUGCCAAGGCCUUGGAUGCCCCAAUUUUCCAUGUGAAUGGAGAUGAUGUGGAGGCAGUUGUUCAUGCCUGUGAGCUCGCAGCAGAGUGGCGCCAAACCUUCCAUUCAGAUGUUGUGGUUGAUUUGGUCUGCUAUCGUCGAUUUGGUCACAAUGAGAUUGAUGAGCCAUCUUUCACGCAGCCCAAGAUGUACCAGAUCAUCCGAAAUCACCCCUCAUCUCUUCAGCUCUACCAGAAGAAACUGUUAGAUUCUGGGCAGGUUACACAGGAAGAUAUUGACAAGAUAAAUGAGAAGGUCAGUUCAAUUCUCAAUGAAGAGUUUGUGGCAAGCAAAGAUUAUGUUCCCAAAAAAAGGGAUUGGCUUUCUGCAUAUUGGGCUGGAUUUAAGUCACCUGAACAGAUUUCACGUGUCCGAAACACUGGGGUGAAACCUGAGAUAUUGAAGAAUGUUGGAAAAGCAAUCACGGUGUUUCCAGAGAAUUUUAAGCCUCAUAGAGCAGUGAAGAAAGUCUAUGAGCAGCGUGCACAAAUGAUUGAAACAGGAGAAGGCAUUGACUGGGCGGUUGGGGAGGCACUUGCUUUUGCUACAUUACUGGUAGAAGGUAACCAUGUUAGGCUGAGCGGUCAGGAUGUUGAAAGAGGUACAUUUAGUCAUAGACACUCUGUAGUUCAUGAUCAGGAAACUGGGGAGCAAUACUGCCCUCUGGAUCAUGUUAUCAUGAACCAAAAUGAGGAGAUGUUUACUGUAAGCAACAGCUCUCUUUCAGAGUUUGGUGUUCUUGGGUUUGAAUUGGGGUACUCAAUGGAAAAUCCAAACUCUUUGGUUCUCUGGGAAGCCCAAUUUGGUGACUUUUCUAAUGGAGCUCAGGUAAUGUUUGAUCAAUUUCUGAGCAGUGGAGAGUCAAAGUGGCUGCGUCAAACUGGUCUUGUUUUGCUGCUUCCUCAUGGUUAUGAUGGCCAAGGUCCUGAACAUUCAAGCGCACGCCUAGAGCGUUUCCUUCAGAUGAGUGAUGACAAUCCAUAUGUUAUCCCUGAGAUGGAUCCAACUCUACGUAAACAGAUUCAGGAGUGCAACUGGCAGGUUGUCAAUGUUACUACUCCUGCUAAUUACUUCCAUGUUUUGCGGCGUCAGAUACACAGGGAAUUCCGAAAGCCUCUCAUCGUGAUGUCCCCCAAAAACUUGCUUCGUCACAAGGACUGCAAAUCAAAUCUUUCUGAAUUUGAUGAUGUCCAAGGUCAUCCUGGUUUUGACAAACAGGGAACCAGAUUUAAGCGCCUCAUAAAGGAUCAGAAUUACCACUCUGAUCUUGAGGAGGGUAUCAGACGUUUGGUUCUUUGCUCUGGGAAGGUUUACUAUGAGCUUGAUGAAGAGCGAAAGAAGGUUGGGGCAAGUGAUGUUGCUAUAUGUCGUGUGGAACAGCUUUGCCCCUUCCCCUAUAAUCUCAUACAGCGAGAACUGAAACGAUAUCCAAAUGCGGAGAUUGUUUGGUGCCAGGAAGAACCAAUGAACAUGGGUGCAUACAGUUACAUUUCACCCCGGCUUUGCACUGCAAUGAAAGCACUGGGCAGAGGAUCCAUGGAAGACAUCAAAUACGUUGGUCGUGCUCCAUCUGCUGCAACAGCAACUGGUUUCUACCAGUUUCAUGUGAAGGAACAAACCGAGCUCGUACAGCAGGCCAUGCAACGUGAGCCUAUUGAGUAUCCUUAAUGAGCACUCAGCAAACCAAUCUUUAUUAUAGCAUACAAUUUUCACAAUAACAGGAUCUGAAACUCCAAGUUUUCCUGUUUGCGUUUACGGUUGAGGCGCCACUGUAAUCACGCACACAAAAGUUGAAUUGUUUACCUAGACUUUAUAUAUAUGCUUCAUUCUGAAGCAUUUUCAUCGCAUGUUGUUGUUUUCGCUCAAUCAAUGAACUCUAUGAUUAAUAGAUUUUCAAUUGAAUGAUGAAAUAAAAAAGUGACUCCCAG
Rubroshorea leprosula is the source of this 3483-nucleotide messenger RNA. NCBI's taxonomy places the organism in Eukaryota, Viridiplantae, Streptophyta, Magnoliopsida, Malvales, Dipterocarpaceae. The record is from the annotation of a GenBank genome assembly.